Lichtheimia ornata is the source of this 414-nucleotide messenger RNA. RefSeq lists its product as uncharacterized. Bases 1 to 414 code for a protein of 137 amino acids. Lineage: Eukaryota; Fungi; Mucoromycota; Mucoromycetes; Mucorales; Lichtheimiaceae. The record is from RefSeq and is a predicted model, not a curated record. The transcript has a single exon.
AUGGAACAAUGCCUCCGCAUCCCCUUGCAUGAAUCAUCACCGCCAUUGGAUCUCGCUCAAGGUGGCUUUAGACCUCAACGUAGUGCAAUGGAUCAAGCUCUAUGCUUACAUGAACUUGCCCAACGGCACCGUAUCAUCAACAACAACCGCAACCCCAUCCUUGUUUUCCUGGACAUUAAGAGUGCCUACGAUACCGUUGAUCGCAAUAUUAUUUGGCGUGAACUGGAAACUCGUGCAUCUUAUCCUUUACUUGGUCUCCUCCGCAGCUUGUUUGAUGAUGUCUCUAUUCAAGUCUUGCUCUCUGGUGCUACCUCAGAUUCCUUUCAUCCUGCUACUGGUGUCCUUCCAAGGCUCCAUUCUCUCUCCACAUUUAUAUCCGUUAUACAUCAAUUCGCUCCCCAAUGCCCUCCGUAA